GUCUUCCUCUGUGUCCUCAGAAAGUAAGUUUCCUUAUCACCCGGAAGUCAUGAAUCCACGGAGUGGCCAAACACAGCAGAACUGAUGCAAGAGUCCAGGACAGGGGAAGCUGCAGGUGUGUUUGUCCUGGGAGGGGUGGUCCCCCUCCACCCCCUCCCUCUCCUCAGGAGGUAUAAAGGCUCGCCACCAGCGAUGCAAGCACGCUUCUCCACCAUGCAUCCCCUGCUGAUCCUUGCCUUUGUGGGAGCUGCUGUGGCUUUCCCCUCGGACGACGAUGACAAGAUCGUCGGGGGCUACACCUGCGCAGAGAAUUCCGUCCCUUACCAGGUGUCCCUGAAUGCUGGCUACCACUUCUGCGGGGGGUCCCUCAUCAGUGACCAGUGGGUGGUGUCCGCGGCUCACUGCUACCAAUACCGCAUCCAGGUGAGGCUGGGAGAACACAACAUUGACGUCGUGGAGGGUGGUGAGCAGUUCAUCGACGCGUCCAAGAUCAUCCGCCACCCCAGGUACAGCAGCUGGACCCUGGACAAUGACAUCCUGCUGAUCAAACUCUCCACGCCUGCGGUCAUCAAUGCCCGGGUGUCCACCUUGGCUCUGCCCAGUGCCUGUGCUCCCGCGGGCACCGAGUGCCUCAUCUCCGGCUGGGGCAACACCCUGAGCAGUGGCGUCAACUACCCGGACCUGCUGCAAUGCCUGGAGGCCCCGCUGCUGAGUCACGCCGACUGUGAAGCCUCAUACCCUGGAGAGAUCACUAACAACAUGAUCUGUGCUGGCUUCCUGGAGGGAGGCAAGGAUUCCUGCCAGGGUGACUCUGGCGGCCCUGUGGCUUGCAACGGAGAGCUCCAGGGCAUUGUGUCAUGGGGCUAUGGUUGUGCCCAGAAGGGCAAGCCUGGGGUCUACACCAAGGUCUGCAACUACGUGGACUGGAUUCAGGAGACCAUCGCUGCCAACAGCUAAAGACCCCCCCCCCCCCGCCCCGUGCCAUCAUUAUGCUAAUAAAGUGACUGCUCUAUCUGCC
Molecule: messenger RNA, 1018 nt
Organism: Capra hircus (goat)
Lineage: Eukaryota; Metazoa; Chordata; Mammalia; Artiodactyla; Bovidae
Gene: PRSS2
Product: protease, serine 2
Exons: 5
Coding region: 85-957 (290 amino acids)
Biological process (GO): proteolysis
Molecular function (GO): serine-type endopeptidase activity
Source: RefSeq, a predicted model, not a curated record